AAAAAUAUCUCCAGAGUUGGCUGCGUAGAUAUUCAUCCUACCUCAGGACUUUUACAAGCAGCUGAAGCAGUCUCUUCUCAUACUCGAGGCGCAGUUGGACGUGUUUCUAUUAUUACACAUCUGUUAUUUAUUAUUUUUCUUAUUUACAGCGCAUCUCCCGCGUGGCCCUCCAGUCGCUGUCCAGUACGAAGUGACGGUCCACAACACAACAACAUUCUUUGCUUAAUCCCCUAAUCCUUCGUACAAACCCCUUUUGCUUGCUACUCUAUAUCCUAUACCCGAUACACGAUCCGCGAUGUCUGCAGCGACGAAGAAGCCCCCAGCGGGAUCCGGCCAUGCACGAACACCCUCCUUAGUAGACCGAAACUCGACUACUUCGCCGCCAUCGAGAGGUUCUGCGCGGUCCCCAGCAUCUGCAGCAUCAACCGCAGCAACUGCGAAUGGGCUCGGACGAACACGCUCAUUGAGAGGGAGCCCUUUACCUGCGCGCGCAGUGCAACGACCAGGCGCCGGCGCUUCGAAUCUCAGCUCCAGCAGCACUGCCUCGAGCGCCGACGACGACGCUCGAGCCCAAACCGUCGCACUCUUAGAUGAUUUGAAGGAACGUCUUCACAAGACCGAGACAGAGUCUGAACAAUUCCAGAAACAGGCCCAGGUCCUACAACUGAGGUUGGAUGAGGCUCUGAGCGAGCAGGGCAGAUUGGAAGAUAGGCUGCACGAGAGCGAGGAGAGAUUGGAGGCUUUAGAAAAUGACAAGAGAGAUGCUCUUAGACAGAAGCGCGAGAUGGAGGCGAUAUACGAGGCAGAGAGGAGUGCCAUGACCAAGGAAAGGGAGGAGAUGGCGAACCGGGAGGAAGAGAUGCAGGCCAUCAUCCAGCGGUUGAAGGAUUCCCUGAAUCAGAGGUCCAACACGGACGAGGAAAGUAGAUUAUCGAGGCGCUCAAAUAAUUCUUCCCCAAGCGUGGAAGGCCAAUUCGCCCCUCCGUCUGGCCUGAAUCGCAGCGACUCGAAAAACAACUCCAAAUUACUCCUACAAAAGGACAGACUGAUCGAAUCCUUGCGACUGGAGUUAGCAGAGGCGCAGAUAAAGCUUGUCGAAACGGAGAACAUGGGUGGUGGGAGAAUGCAGGAGGUUGAGAGAUUACUCCUGGAAGCACGUAUGUCGAAUGCAAAGUUGAUGGAAGACAACGAGAGCUAUCAGUUGCUCCUAUCGCAGAAAACCUUGACCGGAGAUUUUACAAACAUCGACUUUAUGGGCCCUGCCGCCCAUGCCGAUACCCUAAAUGCUCUCGAAGGAAGACCGAUGGGGACGAGUCUUGCAGAUGAGCUCUCCGAAGCAGCAGAAGGAGAAAGCGACAACUACAGACGUCUAGAAUCCGAAUUGAAAUCUCAGAAGGACCAAAACAAGGCCCUAACAUUAUACAUCAACAAGAUCAUCGAGCGCCUACUCCAGCACCAAGACUUUGAAGCUAUCCUCGACCAGUCGGCCGACUUCAAUCCCUCCAAUAACAACAAGGAACUUCCGCCACCACCGCCUCCAAAAGAAUCAAGCGGGGGCAUCAUCCAAAGCGCAAAGUCCGCCAUGGGUGUCACCCGCCGUCCACGUCCCCAAUCCCAAAUGCCGGCGACGCAUUCAGCACUUACGGAUCCUGAAACUGCGCCCAGUAUCCCCUUUGGCCUUGGGCGCUCUGCAAGUAUUCGUGCCCGUCCAAGGAGCGAACAAUAUACAGCUGGCGCCGCCAGUGUCGUAAACCAAAUGUACAAAGGCGGCGGCCCAAUCUCCCCUACGCUGCACGGCCCCCAGACACCGCGAGGCUCACAAUCCUUCUUCGCGCCCUCGACUGCGGGCACCAACCCCAACGCGGCGCACCGCGUCCCGUCUACGGGCCAAGUAUCGGGUAACUUCCCAGGCAUGAAGAGCGAGUCGUCUUCCAUCAGCGGGGACUCAGGGGAGGUCAGUACGCCUCCGAAUGUGAGCCCUCCAAGGGGCCAGGAACGGACGGAAAAAACAACGACUUUUGCAGGGAACAAACCAAGACCGUUGAAGUUAGUGGAUAGCGCUCGUAAGGCCAGUGAUGAUGCAACAAACAAGAGGGCGAGCUGGAUGGGCUGGGCAUUUGGAGGAAAGAAAGAAGAGGUCGCGAUUGCGGAUAGUGGCAUUCCCGAAUAAAUCUCCUAGCUUACGAGGGGAUGAUUGGGAGGAUCGGUAUGUAUGACUUGGAUAAUUUGGAUACGGGGUUAUGGACUAAUAGACAUCACCUCUCCUUUGUUGGUUGGAUACGGCAUUCUCGAUAAGAGGCGUUACGCUGAAUUCAACACUCUAAAGACCAUAACGAGGACGGCGAAACGGAUGAGAUACGCUGGCGCAGGACUUGGUACCACGCAUUCGGGAUUGUCGAUGUUCGAGUUUCAAACUAAUAAUUCUUUUAUAUAAAUUUGAAAAGCUAGUAGAGCUCCUCACAGUGAUCAAAGUGUAGGCCUCUGUAGGUAGCUUAGGAUUCUCUUUUAACC
Amorphotheca resinae ATCC 22711 is the source of this 2511-nucleotide messenger RNA. RefSeq lists its product as hypothetical. The record is from RefSeq and is a predicted model, not a curated record. Lineage: Eukaryota; Fungi; Ascomycota; Leotiomycetes; Helotiales; Amorphothecaceae. Bases 296 to 2170 code for a protein of 624 amino acids. The transcript has 2 exons.